CCUCGGCUCGACCCCAUGUGGAGCCGCCUUGGGCAGGGCCCAGCGCGGGAGCCCAGAGUGACCAGAGCCAGGCAGACAGACUGACACCUCAGGGCGCCCAGCCUCUGGGGGCGGGCUGAGCAUCUGGGGCGGGCCCAGCAGCCUCGUCACCACCGCCCCGCCCCAGCCCCAGCGCCGCCCCCUUCCCCAGAGCCGCACUCGCCGAGAGCUGGCUGAAAAGAUCCCACCACCCCCAGCCAGCCCCGGCCCUUCUCCCCACACCCCUCUGUCCUGCCCCAUCCCUCGCCGCUCUCCCCUCGCCCUCCCGCCUCUCAGGUCCUAGGACCCCUCUCCCACCCCGCCCUGCCCCUCUGCCCUGUCUUGGCGCCCCCGCCCCUGCUCCCCUGCCGCUGCUCUGUCCCGACGUCUGGGGCAGGUCGAGGACCAUGGCCUUGCGCCGGGCGCUGCUGCUGCUGCUGCUGCCGCCCCUCGUGGGGGCCACCGGGCGCCCAGCCGCAGCCUGGCCCAACGCCUCCCGCCUAUUCUGGAUCAACUACUCCCUCUCCGACUGGCAGGACUUCCUGGGCCAGCAGCGCUACCGCUACGGGCUGGAGUCCCAGGACCCCAGGGUGAAGGCGCUGCUGGUGGCGGCCUACGCCUUCAUCAUCGUGUCCGCGCUCUUCGGCAACGUCCUGGUGUGCCAUGUCAUCUGCAAGAACCAGCGCGUGCACUCUGCCACCAGCCUCUUCAUCGUCAACCUGGCCGUGGCCGACAUCCUCAUCACGCUGCUCAACACGCCCUUCACCUUGGUGCGCUUUGUGAACAGCACAUGGGUGUUCGGGAAAGGCAUGUGCCACGUGAGCCGUUUCGCCCAGUACUGCUCCCUGCACGUCUCGGCCCUGACGCUGACUGCCAUCGCGCUGGACCGCCACCAGGUGAUUAUGCACCCGCUGCGGCCUCGCAUGUCCCCCACCAAGGGCAUGGUCUGCAUUGCUGCCAUCUGGGCCCUGGCCACCGCCUUCUCACUCCCGCACGCCAUCUGCCAGAAGCUCUUCACCUUCGAGUACAGCAAGGACGUGGUCCGCUCCCUGUGCCUGCUCGACUUCCCUGAGCCCGCCGACCUCUUCUGGAAGUACCUGGACCUGGCCACCUUCACCCUGCUCUACAUCCUGCCGCUGCUGGUCAUCUCCGUGGCCUACGCCCGCGUGGCCAGGAAGCUGUGGCUGGGCAACACCAUCGGCGACGUGACCACGGAGCAGUACCUGGCCCUGCGGCGUAAGAAGAAGAAGACCAUCAAGAUGCUGGUGCUGGUGGUGGUGCUGUUCGCGCUCUGCUGGCUCCCCCUCAACUGCUACGUACUGCUGCUGUCCAGCAAGCUCAUCCCCGCCAGCAACGCCCUCUACUUUGCCUUCCACUGGCUGGCCACCAGCAGCACCUGCUACAACCCCUUCAUCUACUGCUGGCUCAACGAGAGCUUCCGGGCGGAACUCCGGGCCAUGCUGCGAGUGUGCCGCCGGCCGCCCAAGCCCCCCGAGCAGCAGCCCCCCUCCCCGCUGCCUGCCUUCCGGGUGGCCUGGACUGAGGGGAGCGGCGGCCCCCAGGCCCCACUGGCCAGCAGCCUCCUGCCCUCCUCCCAGCCACAGCCCAGGAAGACAGACCUGGUGUCCGUGGAGCCCGGGGUGGCCGUGAGCUAGAGGAGCGGCUCCCGCCAGGUGGCACAGUCCCCGCAGCUCCCGACCUGCCUCACGCCGGGCUCCGAGGCUGUGCGUGCCAGGGCUUGCCUAGCAGCUGCUCACAUGGGCUGGGAGGUCGGCCUGGUCACCCCACCCCGGCUCUGUGCACCCCAGAGGGUGAGGCUGACCAGACACCUAGAACCCAGCCUGGAGGCCUGUAGCAGCGGAGUCAGCCGCACGCAGCAAGAAAGACCAACGGGGCUGAAGCAGAAGGCCAGGUGUCCCCAGGGGACAGCCAUUGUGAGAUCUGGGGUGGCAGAGCAGCACGAGGAAGAGAGCGGGCAUCUGCCUCCCUCCCGAGCCACCUGGAGCGGCUCCUCAGAAGGACACUUUUUCGCCCUCCUGGGCUCCUCAGCCCGCAUCCUGCGCGCCUGCUUCUGCUGUGAAGGACACUUCUUCGCCCUCCUGGGCUCCUCAGCCCGCGUCCUGCGCGCCUACUUCUGCUGUGAAGGACACUUCUUCACCCUCCCAGAACUCGGUCCUCAGGGGUGUGCAAAGCCUGUGCGAAGGCUGCUGGGGCCACCCCCUGCCCUGAGCAGCCCCUCCUCACGCAGCCCCAGGGCAGGGUGCAGAGCCGUGUCCCUGCUGUCUGGGCAGGUCCUUCCUCACGCUCCUGAAGGCCAAGCUUGCUCUUCCCGCGGCAAUGCUAUCUGUUAGUUCCCUGGAGGCUGCCCUUGGAGCUGAAGUGGUGCCAGGGCCUCCCACCCCAGAAGCUUGCUGCUGCCUCCCAGCACCGUGGGAAAGGAGGCCGGGAGGCUCUGCUCUGGCCCUUGGCUGUGCUUGCCUGCUGGCUGCUAUGUGCCAGAGACAGGUGUGAAAAUUCCAGGAUGCCAGGCCUUAGCUGCUUACCUAGUGGCCCUGGGCCUCAUGCAUGUGAGAGCCCCCUGUUCUGAGCCACGUUCACCCAGGUACACAGAGAGAGGUACAGAGGGAGACAGAGAGACAGAGAGAGAGAGACACCAAACCUCCAGAGCCUCCUCUGUUGCCAUAGCAUCUAUUCAUGUGGUGCUGGGCCCCAAACCCAAGCCACAUGCAUGGCAGUCAGGUGAUCUACCCAGUCAGCUGUCUCCCCAACCUGAGAUGUGGUGUUUUAACGAUGGACCUCUGCACAGCAGGUCAGAGGAGACUCCUGGGAGAGGGCACCCCUUGAGUCCGCAGAGUCCCCGCUUCUGUGUUGUGGAGGCGCGAAUGGCGUCCGUCAACUGCUAUGAAUGCUACAUCACCAGAGGCAGGCCAGGGCUCCUGGGGCCUUGGGACACUGCCCGGCCCGCUGCUGCCCAGUCCCCGAGCAGAAGCCCCUGUGCCUGCCCCAAGCCCAUCUUCCCAGUGUGCCAGCAAGCACUCCAUUGUGAGCACCCCAUCUCAAUAAAACACUGCUGCCGUGUG
Molecule: messenger RNA, 3098 nt
Organism: Erinaceus europaeus (western European hedgehog)
Lineage: Eukaryota; Metazoa; Chordata; Mammalia; Eulipotyphla; Erinaceidae
Gene: GPR83
Product: G protein-coupled receptor 83
Exons: 4
Coding region: 426-1673 (415 amino acids)
Biological process (GO): neuropeptide signaling pathway
Cellular component (GO): membrane
Molecular function (GO): neuropeptide Y receptor activity
Source: RefSeq, a predicted model, not a curated record